AUGUCAGAUAUAGCAAAACUGAUAGCAAAACGACCACCUCCAGACGGAACGGAUGAAAAUUCCAAGGUGGUCGAUGUACGAGCAAAUUUUCUGGAAGUAAAAAAGUUUAAUUAUCCAACAGUCAAAUCAUACACCUUGGAAAUUACGGUUCAGAGAGCCGGAAAGGUAUCCAAAAAAGAUUCCGAUGCCGUCGUCAUACAGUUAAUAAAGAAUAAAAGAUUUGGCCAGCGUGCGGUCGCCUACGACGGGCAGCUUUUAUAUUCUAUAAAUGAUGUCACGGACGGCAGAAAGGUCAAAGAUCUCACGGUCACAGUGAGACCAAUAGAUGACGCGGGUAGCCCAAAAACCUAUAAGGUGGUUAUAAAAUUUUCCGCCGACAUUUCGCUCAGACCAAUGGCCGAUUAUGUAAAAGCCGGAACCAGUCAACUCUGGGAUGAUAAAAUCCAGAAUAUCUUUACUGUUCUCAAUGCCUUUCUAACCACGAAAGUUCGUACGCGAUACCUCUCUCUGGGAAAAAAGGCGAUCUUCCCAGAACCAUCGGAAGAGAAUAGAAUCUUCUUAUACGGCGGAGUCGAAUUAAUGCGUGGAUUUUACCAAUCCAUCCGUCCUGGAUGGGAAAAGUUGUUAGUCAACGUAGACGUUUGUGCAACUGUAUAUUACCCUUCGGGACCUCUGAUUCACAGAGUACCUAAAAUUCUUUACGAGACCGGAAAAGAACUUAGAACGAAAGAGGAGUUGAUGAGAGGUCUUUCGAAUCAAGAUGUCGAUGUGCUGACGAGAUUCUUAAAGGAUCAUUAUGUAACCACCACCAUUCGCGUUAAUAAUGAAAAGGAGAAGUUCAAGGUUCUCAAGGUUUCUUACGAACCUGCUGAAAGACUCCGGAAAUCUAGAAAUUCCCAGAUAACCGUCAGUCAAUAUUAUAGCAAUAUAGGACAGAACUUACAGUAUCCCAAGCUUCCCUGCGUGGUCGUAAAAAAAUCUAGGUUCGAAGAAUACUUACCGAUAGAGAUAUGUUCAAUUAUUUCCGGUUUCCUAGAUCAGAAAUAUCGUACCGACAAUCUUUCCGAGUUACAACGAAAGGAUAUGAUUGAAAAAACGGCAAUCAAACCAAAAGAUCGUUUCGAACGAAUUCAAUACGCAAUCAAUGAUAUAUACAAAUACCAAAAUGAUGAAAUCAUAAAAUCCAUUGGAAUGGAAGUGAACAAUCGAUUUAUCGAGCUGAAAUCGCGCUUGUUGAAGGCACCGCAAUUGAUUACCUAUGAAAGCAAAGAAAUUACUCCGGAUGGUGGUAAUUGGGAGGUCAAAAAAUUCGUCAAGCCGCUAUUAAGUACUCUUUUGUCUUCACUUCAGGGAUCUGUACUCGCGAAUUGGUCUGUCGUAUCAUUUGAAGAUUCCAGAAUUCUAAGAGAACAAGAGAUAAUAAAUGCUCUAAAAUUAUUGAUUGAAGCAUUGACGCAAAAAGGAAUCGAUGUACCUAGCCGUCCAAAGAUUUCAUUUGCAAAUCGACAAGGCAGCAUUAGUCAAUCCCUCUUGGUCGGCGUCAAUAAUAUUAACAAAUCUAAUCCGAAAUUACCUCGAUUGAUGAUAUGCAUCGUUCCUCAUAAAUUAUCCUCCAAGAAUGGAAUAUAUCAAGAAAUCAAAAAAUGUUGUGCCAUCGAAUUGGGUGUAAUAUCUCAAUGUAUCGUCGGUUCGCAUAUGAAAGGAAAGCAAGGAAAGUGGAGACAAAUCUGUGCCAACCUUGCCCUCAAGAUUAAUGGCAAACUGGGUGGGACGAAUUCCACGUUGGCGAGACGUGAGAUGAGCUUCUUUGAACGGGAUUCAAAGGAGAAGGCAAGCUUUUUACUUAAUAAGUUUAUGUUUUUUGGUGCCGAUGUCUUCCAUCCCGACCCCGAGGAUAAAAAGAAAGGUCGUCCAAGUGUUGCCGCAUUGUGUGCCUCGAUGAAUCCCGAGGCCACUAAAUAUGUGUCCCGUUACUGUAUGAACCAGGAAUUAAAUAAUGAGAGCAUCGAAGACAUUUGCAGGAUGGUUUCGGAGCUAAUGGAACAGUACAAGAUAAAUAACAAUGACCUUCCUGAUCAAAUUGUAUUCUACCGGGACGGUAUUGCCGAAGGUCAGUUUGAAAAGAUCAUGAGAGAGGAAGUGAUGCCCAUAGAAAACGAGUUGAAAAAAAUUUACGGAUCACGAGACCCUCCAAAAUUUACCUUUGUCAUUGUGCAGAAGCGUCAUCAUGCCAGAUUUGUUCCUGUUAACGAGAGUGAAGCUGACCCUCAAGGAAAGAAUUGUAAACCCGGCACGGUGAUCGACACCGGAAUUGUUGUGCCACAAUAUUUUACCUUCUUUUUGCAAAGUCACGCGAGCCCUUUGGGUACAGCUCGCUCUACAUAUUAUCAUGUUAUCCGUAAUGGGGGCAAUUUUAAGGCCAACGAGAUGUACAAUCUCACUUAUAAACUAUGCUUUUUAUCCGUGAGGUGCAACCUCUCAAUAUGUCAUGUUACUCCGGUUCAUUACGCGCACCAUAUCGCAAACCAUGCGAAACACUUUGUCCAGUACGAAGAAUACCCAGAUCCAA
Messenger RNA from Acaulospora morrowiae, 2569 nucleotides. The record is from the annotation of a GenBank genome assembly. NCBI's taxonomy places the organism in Eukaryota, Fungi, Glomeromycota, Glomeromycetes, Diversisporales, Acaulosporaceae.